Molecule: messenger RNA, 1068 nt
Organism: Plasmodium gonderi
Lineage: Eukaryota; Apicomplexa; Aconoidasida; Haemosporida; Plasmodiidae
Product: variable surface protein
Exons: 3
Coding region: 1-1068 (355 amino acids)
Source: RefSeq, a predicted model, not a curated record
AUGUCUAAUGAAAGUGAAAAUAUUUUAACAAACUUAUGUAAUGAUAAUGGGGAUUUUAAAGUGUUGCCCUCGUGUAUGAAAUAUAAAAAAUUGGAUGAAGAAAAUAAUAUAAACGCGUGUGAAGAGGAAUGUAAAAAAUGCAAAGAAGAUAUCUGUAAAGAAUGUAAAGAGUGUAAAGAAUGUAUAGAAUGUAAUCAAGAAAAUUAUAAGGAAACAUGUGAAAAAAUUUGUCAUAGAUUGAUAAAAUUGUCCACUAUUCUGAGCGAUGAAAGUAGUUUAGGUAACCGCUGUUCAUAUUUUAAUUACUGGACAUAUGAACAAUUAUGGAAAAAAUAUAACAGUUCUAGUAGUUCUAAUUCAAGCACUCAAAUAAAUACUUGUGUUCUUAAUGCAUUACAUAAGUUAAUUUGGAGUAUUAAUGAAAGUGAUAAUGUAAAGAAUAAUCCUUGCUACUUUUAUUUUGAUGGGACAUUCAGUGACUGGAAAAAUGAGAAAUACUUGCAUGAUUAUUUUAAAAAUCAUGAUCAUAUUAAAAGUAAUGGCGGUUCUAAUAAUGAUGAAAGUAAAUAUUGUAAAUAUGUUACUUCUAUUUUGACAUUAUAUGAAAAAUAUUCAAGUUAUUGUUGUACAUAUUUUUUCUUCGGACAUUACUGGGAUCAUUGUCCAAAUUUUUAUAAGUGCAAUAAAGAUUAUAGUCCUUAUAAACUGCUAAAUAAAUUAAAGUGUCAUGGUGAAUUGCCUCCAUACCCAGAAAAAUUAGUACAAUCAUCAGCCAUUGACUUUUAUGUUAUACUUAAAAGUCAAAUGAGUAAAUUUAAAAAAUUAACAUACGAUUCUUUCUACGUUACAACAUCAAUUUUAUUUACUGUUUUAGCAAUAUUCUAUCUCAUUUUUUUAUUUUACAAAUUUACACCUUUAGGAUCAUUUAUUGAUAGGAAAUCACAUAAGAAAAAGCAAAUAAAAAAUAAUUUUCAGGAAAACUCUAAACAGAAAUUACCAUCUAGGAAGUUGCAACGGGGACACGGGAAUGAUCGAAAAAAAAAAAUCUAUAUAUCUUAUAAUUCUUAA